Messenger RNA from Zingiber officinale, 527 nucleotides. RefSeq lists its product as uncharacterized. Lineage: Eukaryota; Viridiplantae; Streptophyta; Magnoliopsida; Zingiberales; Zingiberaceae. Bases 79 to 426 code for a protein of 115 amino acids. The record is from RefSeq and is a predicted model, not a curated record. The transcript has 2 exons.
CAGAUUUUUAUUUUAUUUUUUCCUUUGGGUCUUUGAUUCUGAGUUAGGGUUUCCUACUCCUGCUAAGAUUUGUUGUCUAUGGCGGCUUCCAGUGGCGUUUCGACAACCCUUGUAGGGACGGGGCCUUUCCUUCGAAGCAGCUCUUCCACCAGGUCAUUCUCCUUUCUGAGGAGUUCCAGUGCCUUUUAUUGCAUUGGCACGAGAGGACCUUGGCGGAAGCUGGCUCUCCAGAUGAGCCCUCGUUCUGAUGCCUUGGUGGAUCUCAUGGAGAAGCAAUCCGUGGGAGCUAGUGCCUCGGUGCUCGAGCAGUUCAAGAUCUCCGCCAAUCGUAGAAGAAGGAAUUGGAUUGAGAAGGAUCUCCAUGAGAUUAUCUUCUACUUUAUCUUUUUCAUGUUUUUGUAUGAGAUUGGAAUUUGGAUACUAUGACAUGUUUGUUGUAACUUUGUUGUAGUGUUUGGUUUAGGGUGUUAGUUGUAGUUGUAUAUUGUUGUAAUUUGUAUUGUUGGAUGAUGAUGUUUGUUGUAUUG